Molecule: messenger RNA, 7899 nt
Organism: Leptomonas pyrrhocoris
Lineage: Eukaryota; Euglenozoa; Kinetoplastea; Trypanosomatida; Trypanosomatidae
Product: putative phospholipid transporting ATPase-like protein
Exons: 1
Coding region: 1-7899 (2632 amino acids)
Biological process (GO): phospholipid translocation
Cellular component (GO): plasma membrane
Molecular function (GO): ATP binding; ATP hydrolysis activity; ATPase-coupled intramembrane lipid carrier activity
Source: RefSeq, a predicted model, not a curated record
AUGUGGAGGAAGGUUAAAUCUGGCUUUGCGGCGUUCACCGCCACCGCCAGCGACACCUUCGGCUGCACGAGCAACAACGGCAACGCCAUCGAUGACGAUGACGACAACAACUACGUGGCGGACCGCAGCGACAACGGCUCGUCGUCGCAGCCGGGCUUCGUCGAAGUCGACCUUCUCCGCAGCGACCUCAACCACCAGCGCAAGUUCCCUGACAAUUCAAUUCGGACAGCCAAGUACACCCUGGCCUCGGGCCUGCCGCUAAGUCUGCUAUACCAGUUUUAUAAAAUCUCGAACUUUUACUUCCUGCUGGUUAUGGUCAUCACGCUGGUGCCUGGUGCAAGUCCUAUUAACCCCUUCAGCAGCGUCGUGCCGCUCUGCAUCGUGCUCGGCGCUGGGAUUAUCAAGGACCUGUGGGAGGACUGGAAGCGCCGCAAGGCGGAUCAGCAGGCCAAUGAAAUGAUCGUCCACGUCUUGCGGGUGCCGGUGCAAGCGGAAGGGUCCGGUCGCCCCGCUCGUAGCGGAUCGCAGGCAGACCGAUCGCCAAAGCCAGCCACGUCCCCGCCGGGCGCGGAGGCGGGUCACGCAGAGGGCAGCGUCGAACCGCUCCUGCGCGGCGACACGGCCGCGACGAAGCACAACACGACGAACAUCAUGACGAGCGACAGUGAGGAGCGCCACAGCAGCAACGGCGCCGAGGACGCGUCGGGCAACGGUCACGGACGAAAGCGUGUCGUGCGCUUCCUCUUUCCUGCUGAUAAGACGCAUCCACGGGGCGGUGGCGGCGGGACCGAGAUGGCCUCGCUCGACAAAAGCCCUCGGGCGAGUCCUGCGGCUCCGCCGCGGCGGAUAGGCGAUGGCGACGGUGGUGGUGUCGUCCCUCCUGCGCCGGCUCGGUCCGCCUUGUUGAAGCCUCUAGCGCAAAACGACGAAGCGAACAGCGCCGCCACGUCGCAGGCGGAUGCCGCCACGGCGGCGACGACGGAUGCGGCCACGAGCACAUCGCAGGAGCCGAACGUCACCUUCCAGCCCAUUCGCAGCUGCGACGUCUACCCAGGCGACGUCGUCCUCUUCCGUCUCGGCGAGGAGGUGCGGGCGGACUGCCUGCUCCUCAACACCUCCCUUCCCGACGGCCUCACCUACAUCGAGACGGCAAACCUCGACGGCGAGACGAGCGCCAAGACGCGUCGCGCCAAGAUGCAGACGGUGGAGGCGUUGGGGACGGUGGAGGACAUCAUCGAGCGCGCCCUCGGCGUGCCGGCGUCGAGCCCGGCGGCGGUCUUUGCGAAGAUGAACGGCGAGGAUCCGGCAAACGGCAGUGCCGGCGGCAGCGGGGAGCCGCUGUCGAAGGUCACGGUCGACUCCUGCGGCGGGGUCGCGGCGCACGUGGCGACGUCGCCAUCGCAGGAGGCGGACAAAGCGGUGGCGGCCACGGCGAAUGCGCAGGGCAGCAUGGUCGGGUCGGGGCCAGAGGGUGACACGUGUGCGCGGCACUCCACGCCGCAGCGCCCACCCAAGACGGCGGCGGCGGCGGAAGAAGAGAGACGACGGCUGCUCAGCCGUAGCCCGGAGAAGGGCACCCGCGACGGCGAAGACUCGCACGUCUUCAUCACACCGCACCUGGAGCCGGAGGAGCGGGAGGCUGCCGAGGCGGGUAAUGGUCCGCUUCCCGGCCAGACGGACGUCCCGCAUCUGCAACAUCGGCGCUUUUCUGACUCGUUACGGCAGCAGCAGUCCGGCAGCUCUUAUCGUCGACCAGCGCUGUCGCUAAUCACGAGCGGCACCGACCUUGCCAUCCCCGCCGAGUCGGAGCCGUUCUUCGGCCAGGGCAGCGUGUCCCUCCUCGGCCUCUCCGCCGACCACACGCUGGACCACUUGCGCCACCAGCGCCACAUGACGCUGGACGAGCGGUUGGUGGAGGAAGGAACUAUCCCGAUGCCGCAGCACGUGCGAGAACUCUCGGCGCAGUACGAGCGGGCGCACAGCCGCACCAACAGCCUCAACUCCCACCUUCUGUCCUCCACGCGCUUGCGCCAUGCGGAAGCGAGCGGGGUGGAUGAGGUGGCUGCGCCUAUGGUUGCGGACGGCGCCGGUGGGCAGCCCCGACACCUCCUCAGCAGCCUGCGCCAGAGAAGCAGCGUGCGGAGGCGCAGCAGCGGCGGCAACCUCAUCGCGGAGCGCACGCCGAGUGCGUUGGAACGCAGCAGAGCUGCCAACUCGGCCUUGGCGACAGUGCCGACUUCGGCCAUGGUCAGUGGCUGCGUGACACCAGCAGAAAGCUGCAUCGUCAACGACUCGGCGGAGGCGGAACAGCAGGAACAGCCGGCCUUUGGUGUGGUCCUCGUGUCCUGCGCGCCCACGCCGGACCUCUCGACGUGGUUCGGGCAGCUGCGGAUGCCGAUGGGGGAGAUGGUCCCCCUCGGCAUCGACCAGUUCAUCCCGCGUGGGUGCGUCAUCCGCAAUACGGACUGGGUGCUCGGCGCCGUCGUGUACACCGGGCGGCACACGAAGAUGCUUCUAAACCUGCGGCCGAAGCCGAACAAGAUCACCACCAUGACGCGGCGUCUCAACCAACUUAACGUGUUUCUCUUCGUGCUGAACCAGCUGCUGAUGUUCAUGCUGUGCGGGCUGGCGAUUUGGAAUAAGCACCACCUGCUGCGUCGGCCAUCGGGCGCCAAGACGGAGUUCGCGGCGUGGUACAUCCAGUGGAGCCUCAAUCGGUACUCGGACGCCGCGCUCUUCUGGUGGCGCUACCUGACGAACUUCGUCCUCCUCAGUUACCUCAUUCCCAUGUCCCUCUACGUCACCCUGGAGUUCAACAAGGCAAUGCAGAUGCUCAUGAUCGGCGCCGAUAAGCGCAUGGCCGUGUACGACGAGUUCACUGGCGCCAUCAAGAAGGCGCGCCCAAAGACGUCGGAGCUGAACUCGCAGCUAGGCCACGUGCGGUACAUCUUCACUGACAAAACAGGCACGCUGACGGAGAACCUGAUGACGUACGUGGGCGGCGUGGUGGACGGACACACGCAUAGCGAGACGGAGCAGCCCGGCGCCAUCGGUCGUGCGCUGCUCAGGCGACGUGCGGGGAGCGGUGGAAGCCGCGGCAACAACACCAGUAACACCACCAGCAACGUGUAUAAUCCGAAUGCUAGCGGGAGCGGCGCGGGGCCGGUACGCCGCGUCCUCUCCAUGAGCAGCUCCGGCGGCGAAGACACCUACCACCACGACCGUGGAGGGGUGCCGCCACAGCGUUCGCUGACGGCGGCGGCCGCGGGGGCAAAUCAAUCUACCAUUCCCGCCGACGGCGGAGAAGCGCCCAGCGCAACAGCAACUGAUACAGCAAAUGCAGCAGCAGCCGUAAGUGCCGGUGAGGGAAGGGCGGUGCAGCCGACUUCGAGUGGUGCCGUCCCGACCUCCGUCACCUAUCGCAUGCCACCCGCCCUCGCCAAUAUAAAGGCGCCACCCAUGGCACGGGCCUCCCCUCCUUCAUUGGCCGGGCUGACGCGUCCAAGCGGCAUCAGCAUCGGCAGCGGCGCUGGCGGCAGUGGUGGCGGUGGUGCCGUGCAGCAGCAGCUGGAGCACCCUCGCGUCAACUCCGUCGACGUACCUACACUUUUUGCCGACUAUGGAUCUGGCUCGCCGAUGCCGGCGGUCAGAGCUGCCGGCACGCCUGUCGUGCCGGCACACACUCGCGGCGGCAGCAGCGUGGGUCUGCUGCUGCCGUCCUCCUCGAAGAGCUACCACCACGGGGUGCCGAGCGGAAGCGCCUAUGCGUGGGGCAGCGGUACCUUCAGCGGCUUCGGCAGCUACAAUGGCGCGUACCUCAGCAUGACCGGCGGCAAUUUAAGCGGCGGUGGUGCAGGCGGUACUGGCGGGCUGAGCAAGGUGAGCGAGGCAGUGCUGGAGCGCGAUCCCCUCUUCCGCUACCUGCGCGCCCUGGCCCUGUGCCACUCCGUCGUGUGCUUUCCUAUACAUGGUCAGAGCAGUGUGUCCUCGGAAAGUGUCGACAACGAGUCCUUGAAUCGCACCGCAGAGGACGUGGAGGUGCCCGGUGACGCUCAGGACGAUGCCGCAGCGAAGCUCACGAAAGCGCAGCGGAAGCAGCGCCGACGCGAGCGGAAAGCGCAGCGCAAGGCCGAGAAGGCGGCGCGCAAACGCAUGAAGAAAGACAACAGAGAGGCAGGAGAUGCGGCGAGCCUUUCUCGGCCUCAUCACCACCACCACCGCACACGCGAGGAGAAGGAGGAGGAGGGGCAGACUGGACAGGAUGAGAAGGUCGCGAAGAAGUCUCCCCAGCAGGAACACCACGAGAAGAGCGCGCAGGCGCACCAUCACCGUGAGGCGGCGGGCCACGACACGGCAGAAGCGGCCGGCACGCACCUUUCAGCCAUCGCCAACACGCUUUCCUUGUCCACCAUCUCCGCCGCCAACUUUGUGGAGAUCCCGUACGCCGUCCCUGCUGGACCGGCGCGGGACGACUUCGAGCCCUUCCACCGCUCCACCACUGACGCCUCCGCCGGGGGUGGGAACGGCAGGGAGGAACCGCUGACGGCGGCCAGCUCGCUCUCCCUUACUGCGCGUGCCGCCAACGCACGCAGCGGCGCCGGUGGCAGCAGCACCUCCUUCCCCCCUACACCACCGCCGCCACCGCAACGGGCCGCGCAGCACACAGACGACUUCCCGCUCAGUCCGCGCGCCAUCAGCAAACUGCAUGGCCGCACCAGCAGCGCGAGCUGGUACCAAAACCGGUACCUCAGCCGCGUCAUGCACAGUCGGAACUUCAGUCAAAACUCUGCCCUUGGUCCCCAACGGCCUCGGGCGGUGAACAGCGGCAGCCCGAACUCCCUCGCUGGCGAGCGCAGCCGCGGCUUUCGCGACGGCGUCUCUUCGCCGUCGGCGGACGGCGGCGGGGCGGGACCGGGUGUCGGCGUUGGUGGUGGUGGCGGUGGUGAUCUCGAACAGUUCAUUGACCGCACAAAGAUCUACGAAGGUCAGUCCCUCGAUGAAAUCGCCCUCGUCAACGCCGCUCGCGAGAACGGCUUCUCUCUAUUUGAGCGCACCGCGAAGCAGAUGUACCUGAAGGCGCUGGGUCGGCUUAUGUGCUACGACAUCAUCGCCGAGCUCGAGUUCACGCCGCAGCGGAAGCUGAUGAGCAUCCUGCUGCAGCGGCGACCGGAUCUGGACACGGAGGGGGCCGCGACGUCGGCCGCCGCCGGCACCAGCGCGCACUACCACCGAAAGACGCAAGACAACAUCGUUGCGGAUGAGCAGGCGGCGGCCGAGGCGGCCUCGCUGCUGUUCAACUGCCGUGGCAACAUGAACACGAGCAGCGCUAAUAAUAACGCAUCGGCGAGCUUUCAAGCUGCGUUACAGCAACAUUCCUCCUCCCCGAACGCGACCUCACUCGCACGCGACGCGGCGCACUCCCCCUUCACGCCCGAUGCGUCCGUGCUGGAGACCUCGAUGAAUGACCCGAAGAGGGCGGACACGCGUCACCUCCCGUACGCCACGUCCUCGUCGUUCUCGACGGAGCUACUGCCCUCCAACGGCGCUGGUCAGCCCCCGCAACCGAAGCCCGUCUCCCAGCCGCCGCGUACGUUGCGGAGCCCGGAUAAGUCGGGUGCCGCCCUCCAGCACGCCACCAGCUCGAACGUCUUCACGCCCGACCCGCCGAUCCGACAGCAGUCGCAGAACUCGCCUAGCGAAGUCGCUGCCCUGUGCAACACCGCCGGCACAGGCGCCGCGGCCGCAUCGGACUCGCACAAGUUUCUUCUGUUGGUGAAGGGUGCGGAUAACAGCAUGAUGGAGAUUGUCAACAUGCAGAAGAAGGCGAAUGCGCGGGUGAAGGAGAAGAUGCUGGCGGAGCUGGACGCGAUGGCGCAGCUCGGGCUGCGCACCUUGGUGCUCGGUCAGCGGUACCUCAACGAGGAGGAAGUCCUGGCGUGGCUGCCCCUCUUCAACGAGGCGCAGUGCGCCAUGCACGACCGCAACGACAGGCUGCACCAGGCCUACGCUCUGCUGGAAAAGGACGUCGACAUCGUCGGCACCACCGCGGUGGAGGACAAGCUGCAGGACGAGGUUCCACAGACGCUGGAGUUCUGCAUUCAGGCGUCCAUUGUGGUGUGGAUGUUGACGGGCGACAAGCGCGAGACGGCCGUGACGAUCGCGCACACGAGCGGCCUCGUCAGCCCCGACUACGCCGAGUACGUCUGCCACCUAGACGUGUCGGACAUCAUGGAGGAGGAGAAGCUGUUGAAGCAGCAGAAGCAGUACGAGGAGCAGGCUCGCGCGAAGAAGGCAAACGGCGAGCAAGAGGAGGGGGGUGAGAGCAGCGAGGAGGAAGAAGGCGUCUCCGUUUCGAACUCCCGCAUGUCAGCGCUGGCCUCUCCCCCCUUUAACACUACGACCCACAACGCGUCCGGCUCGAUAGAGGUGAGCUCCGCGACGCAGCCGCUGCCCCUGCUAUCGUCCGGUGCCCGCUCACCUGGUCCGCAGAGCGCGCGCACCGCGGCCGGGGAGGCGGAUGGCGGUGUCCUGCGCAAGUCUGACCCGGCGGCGACGACGAACACGGCUGCGAGUGCGCACGCUCUGCAAACAGACGAGGCUUUUCUAGCGCGCAAGGUCGCCCGCAUUGAGGCGCAGCUGGCGGCCGCCGAGGCGAAGUGCGAUGACAGCGAUGAGGUCUUCAACACACACGCCGUCGUCGUCGUGGUGGACGGCAAAACCCUCGACUUCAUCUUCGCCGACAACGCCCGUGCGCACCGUUUCUUUUUACUCGGCAGCCGUUGCCGCAGUGCGGUGUGUUGCCGCAUGACGCCGCUGCAGAAAGCCAAAAUCGUGCGCAUGUUCAAGCGCAACAUGAACGCCGUGGCGCUCGCCAUUGGCGACGGCGCGAACGAUGUCUCGAUGAUACAGGAGAGCAGUAUUGGGGUCGGCAUCAUGGGGCUGGAGGGGUCGCAGGCGGAGCUGGCAAGCGACUACGCCAUUCCUAAGUUUCGCUUCCUGAAGCGGCUCCUCUUCGUCCACGGCCGCUUCUCCGUCCUUCGUGAGGCGCACUGCAUCGUCUACUCGCUAUACAAGAACGUCAUUGUGACGGUGGGCAUGAUCGCCUAUCAGUUCUACUCGUGCUACUCUGGAAUCUCCCUGAUGGACUCGUGGCUGCUGGCGAUGUUCAGCAUCUUCUUCUGCUCCCUGCAGCCCCUCAUGAUUGGUAUUCUGGACAAGGACGUCGAGGAUGAACUGGCAGAGUCGCUCCCGACGCUGUACCCACCGCUGUCACGCGAGUUCAUGUACUUUUCCUUCCCCUACAUCGCGAAGUGGCUCUUCGAUGGCAUGAUCGAAGGGCUUGCCUUCUUUUUUGUGCUCAUGUACACGGUGGGGGUUCAGGACAACCUCUACCCACACAUGUCCCCCGCCCUCGAGGACUAUGGCAUGACCUUCUUCACCAUGCUGGUCCUUGUGGCCGACUUCCGGGCUGGCACGCUCGUCUCGUACUACAUGAUUCUCUUCGCCCUCGCCAUCUCGCUGGAGAUCAUCGCCGUCCCGGUCAUCGAGCUCAUCUACUCCGCCAUGAACAACUUAGCAGGCAGCAACUGGUGUGUGAAGAUGGCGAACGAGCUGUACGGCACCUCCGGCAAGUUCUGGUUGAUGCUGUUCUUCGCCUGUGGGGUGCUGGUGGUGAUCACCAUGGCGUCGAACAUGUACAUCCAACUGUUCUAUCCGUGGCAGAACGCCGGCUUCGCCAUGCGGGCGGCUCGUCAGUCCAGUCACCGUGUCCCCUAUGUGCACCUGAAGCGGGAGCUGAAGGAAGAGUACGCGCAGCUGCUGGCUCGUUACGAGGCGCUGCGUCAGAAGCAGGAGCAGCAGGGGAUGGGAGACGAAGAGGAAGAGGAGGGGGGGAGCUGA